Neurospora tetrasperma FGSC 2508 is the source of this 741-nucleotide messenger RNA. RefSeq lists its product as uncharacterized. The record is from RefSeq and is a predicted model, not a curated record. The transcript has 2 exons. NCBI's taxonomy places the organism in Eukaryota, Fungi, Ascomycota, Sordariomycetes, Sordariales, Sordariaceae. Bases 1 to 741 code for a protein of 246 amino acids.
AUGGCAUCUAUGUCGGAACUGGUGGUGGCACCCUCGGACUCUUUCUCUAGCUGCCUCGACCGGAGGAGUGUGCGUGACCGAUCCGAACAGCGCUCCUUUGAACCUGGCCACCCAGAUUGCCCUGUGAAGCCCGGCGUGUCUGGUGAAAUCCAUCUGCAUCUCCAGGAUAUUUUCCGAUCCUGGGGAUACAAAUGGUGGUACCUCCACCCAGAGGUACAGGCGGCCAUCGUGGAUGGCGGGAAAAUCGCGCUGGCGAACACAGGCGAGAUAAUGCGAGAGACGCAAGUCCUUAUUGUCAACCGCGGCAUAACGACCCCGCUGACGCUCCCGAAUGGCACCAUGUCCUAUCCCUCGGCAGAGAUACCGCCAAUGAAGGUUUGGUCCGUCCAUUUGGGCCACAAAGCCCGUGAAAAUGAGGUCGCUACGUAUACCGACAGCCUACUAAAGGACGUCACAGUCGACCCCUCAGACUACGAAAUCGAUGAAUUGGCCAUGCCAAAGGUGUCCGAGGAGGACAAGACCCUGGCAUUGAACAUGACUCUAGUUCGUUUGAUGCAAUUCCUGGCACAGGAUAUUCACGGUCACUCGAUGCUCAUGGAAGACUCUGCGAUCUGCGAGCAGGUGCCUAGUACCAACCAGGAGGUUCUGCGGGACGUCACGAACCUGGCCGCGAACCGCACGGGACAGUAUAAUAAUCGUCAACACACCGAGGGGGGACUGCCAUCCAGGAGUAGCGAUUGA